UGGAGGGGGAACAGGGGAGGAAAUGUUCCUUUUUCUCCUUUCAUACUGAAGCCUAUUCAAAAAGGGAGACAUUUUAAAUGGAGAAAAACAUCUGAUGAAGAACGAAGUGAGGGUGGAUGAUGAGUGAGAGGAGAAAGUUUUGAGAGGAAAAUGCAGAGAGGAAGCAGAGCCAGGAACGGAGCUGAGGACUAUGUAGGAAUUCCUGACUGAAGUCAUGGGUUCGGAGGCAAUGGAGGACUGCGUGCAGGGAGCCCUCUCAUCCCUUUAUCCGCCUUUUGAGAGCACGGCACCACCCCUCCUCUCUCAGGUCUUUUCAGUCCUGGAGUCGACCUAUCAACACGACAGUCUGCGCUACCUCCUGGACUAUUUCGUACCCGCCAAACAUCUCCUGCACAAACUUCAGCAGCAUGCCUGUUCUCAGUAUUUGGGAUGCUUGUUCCUCCACUCCGGCUGGCCCCUCUGUCUGGGCGAGAAAGUGGUCGUUCAGCUCUCCACCUUGGACUGGAGGCUUCUGCGCAGUAAUGACUUCUACCUGCAGGUGGUGCCCUUUUCUACACGCUGCCCAAGACUGGCCUUGAAAUGUCUGGCCCCUGGGGGUCGAACCGUACAAGAAAUCUUGGUCCCUGAGUCACAGCAUCCCCUGGUGUUCACCUCUGAAUGGCUCCAUUGUAUCAAUAAAGAACGGGGUCACAAGAGAGAAGUUGGAGGAGGACUCGACACCUGUCUGGUCAGUACAUGUGAUGGCGUGGUACGACUGCCGUGGAAGGAAAUUGUCUACCCAAAAUUGCUACAUGACCCUUCUGAAGAGCUUGGCCUGGUUUCUAACCGCCUUUCCAGUGAGGGGGGCGGCAGCCUUGGUGGGUGGGGUGGCUCUUCCUCAGGAGACCUAGACUGGUCUUGGGAUGAGGAAGAGGAUGACAGUCUACUGCCGAACAGCAUGAACUCUAACACUGCCAUCAGACGAAGGUGCAGCGAAGAUGGGCUUGGGCGGACUGCAAGGCAACCUCAGAUGGAUGGGGAUUAUGUGGAGCUUUUGGAGCCCAGAGGAGGACCAGAUGGAGGGGUUGAUCCCAAACAGAGGUACUUAGAGAUGCAUGGGAUUUGUAAGACCAGAACCUUGCCCUUUUGCAGGAGAGGUAAGGCCAUCAAACUUCGCAAAGGAAAAGCUUGGGGUUGUGCAAAAACAGAAAGAUCAGGAAGCUUUCGUGGUGCCUAUAGUACCAAGGAGAAAGAGGUAAAUCGAAAGGAUGAUUUGCUACCAACAAAGCCUCCAAAAACAGUAGAAGGAACUGCGAGAGGAAGGCUGUCUUACGUCUCCUCUUCCCAUGACUCAGAUGAAGGAGAUAAAACAGGCAGACGCAGCAAUAUCCUGGAAUGCCGCAGCCUUUAUGUUGAUGGUCCACUGAAAGAGAGGAGGCCUGGUGUGGGCAAGGAGAGAGACAGCAAUGGCUUCCCCCAACCGUCUAGAGAUGGACACCAAAGUAAAGACUCCCAGAGCAGCGACAGCUUGGUAGUAAAUGAAAUCUAUGACUUAAGUAGUAAAAGUGGCCACGAUGUUGAGGGUCAGUCGGAUCAUGGUUCACAUUCAGACUCUGUGUUUGAGGAUGCAGAUAAACCACUGAGUGGAGACAGUGAUGCUGUUACGCCAACAUCGGAUGCACCAGAGAGGCUAUUUACUAGAGUUUCUGAAAGUAAAGAUACAGUCAACAUUCAGUCUAAAAUGAGGAGGUCAUCUAAACCAAAGAUCCCAGAUGGAAGGGUUGAAGAAGAGACCGAGGACAGAGCGUGUCCCAGAGGAAAAGAAGUUAAAACAGCAGGAUUCAGAGCACCACGGAGGAAAAGGAAGGGAAAGGGUGGCAAAGGAAGGGCUAAGUCUGGUGGCAAAAACCAAAAGGGUGCAAAACUACAGGGUAAAAGUCCCCUACCAAGUCCCACAGCCUGUUCUGCAUCUACAAAGCUGUCAGUCCCAGAGGAAAACCAGACUGAGGAAACAGAAAAGGCUGAUGAACCUGAUGGAGUGCCCACAACUGUUACUAAAGGGAAGGAAAACACAAUGAUUGGCAGCACAGUUGAGACAGAUGAUGGAUUGUUGCCUGUGUGUAAUGACCAGUCUGGCACAUCUUCAUUAAACCACUCGACUGAGGAGGCUGUAUCAUCAGAGACAUGUCCUGACCAAAUAAAUGGGGUUACCACGAAAGAGCCUGCACUUCUAAGGGACCUGGAUGCAGAAUUACUCCAGUCAGGGAAGCUACAGCUGACAGGUACAGUGGACAGAUUGGGACGAGCUCUGGUUUUCACAGAUGCAGAGACAUCACAGGAGGGCAUCUGCUCGGAGGAGAUGACACGGAUUCUUUUUUGUUACCACCACAUCACUCGGCCAGAAGCCAAAGAAAAGGGGCUAACGGUGCUAAUAGACGGCAGACGCUCCCAAGCAUCUACUCCUUGCAUUUCUGCACUUAAACGCUUCCAGGUCUCAGUUCCUGGUGGCCUAGGAUCUGUCUUGGUUUUGGUGGAGGAGGAGCAGCAGGAGUCCUUUCCCUUAUCUUUGGAAGGGGCAGAGAUCCACGUAGUGAGGGGUACAGGAGUUCUUCAGCAAUAUGUGGACCGUCAGCAGCUUCCUAAAGAGCUGGAUGGAGACUUCAGUCACAGUCACUCAGACUGGCUGGCAUUCAGGCUGAGGUUGGAGAAACUGACAGAGCGCUGUGAGAGCGCCCUCUCUCUGCUUGGAGAGGCCCUGCAGUCAAUGGAGAAGGAGGAGAUGCCAAAUGACAUUAAGGCUGUUCCUCAGAGCAUUGACAAACACAGACAGCUCAUGGUGAGUGUGCUGGCUGACCAACGCUUAACUGAGCUGCAGCAGAGGGGCGGAGCCUGGCUAGCAGGACUGACUAACUGUUCAUCUGGACUGGCACAGAGGUCACCUGACUGCAGGGCUGCUCUCGCUGCCACAUCUAAACUCUACGACAGCGUAGACGAUGCCCUCCAUCAGCUCGUUCGGGUUUCCAACCGGAGAGGUUGUGAUCUGGAAGCACUGGGACGACUGGCAGGACUGGUGGACAAACUGGAAAAGUGUGACAAAGAGAUUGAGCAAGUGCAGUCCCAGCUGGAGGAAUACAAGGACCCUCCUCUAUCUCUCAGCAGGCUCUCUCUGAAACAACAGAAGUUCAGGACGUUCAGAGAAACAGCCAAUGAGCUGCACAGUGAGACUUUGUCAGUGCUCAGCGAUUUGGAGGGCUGGUGCGAGCUGAACUGGGCUGGUCUCAGCAACAUCCAGAUCCGCCUUCCCCUUGUAAGGGAGAAGCUGAGAGACAUGUCCCACUGUCUGUCAGACUGCUGGACCACUCUGGACAACACACAGAGGCUCCUGUCCACAUUGACAGAGGCGACCCAGUGGUGCGAUGCAGUCUCUUCUACCCCCUCCUCACCCACUACCUCUUCUUCCACCUGCCCUCUUGCGUCCCUCCCUCCAAUCCCACCUUCUCGUUUCCAGGAUGCACGGUCCUUAGCCCUAGAACUUGGAGGCGGGGCACUCCUCGAUCUAUGGACCCAGACAGUAGAGCGCUACCAGCGGACUGUAGCACAAGUCAAACCCCGAUUACUCCACUCUGAAAGGACACAGAAUCAAAGCCAAGGGAAGCCCAAAAUGCCCUCCGGCAGCAACUUUUGGGACGUGGUGGGGCCUGACGGAGAGGGCGACUGGGGGUUUGGAGCUACAGGAGGGGAAGGGGGAUUACAGUCUUGGGGGUCCCUGGCGUCACUGUUCAGACCACAAACCUGCUCCACAUUGAAGAUAGGGGAGGAUAAAGGGAACAAGAAAGAAGGUACAGGGGGAGGAAAUGGAGGUGGAGCAGGAGGAGCUGGUGGAGGGAAUUUCCUGCAGAAUCUUCUGAAUCCUGUAAAGAAAAGUCCCACAGAGGCCCCGCUCCCUGCGAAGCCUCCCAGGAAGCGCCACCCCAGCUUUGACCUCCAGGCACUCCUGGCCCCCCGCAAAGGCGCCGCCACCCCAAAACCAGAGUCUCCCGUUGGUGGGACGAGCCGUAACUCGCCCAUGUCUUGGCUGGGGCGAAAGAAUUUAGCCGACCCUGUCGUUGCCACCAGCCUGGCUGCAGCUAUGCCUGGGUGGGGUGUUGGAGGAGGAGGUGGAGGAGGAGUGUUGAUCCGAGGUGUAGAGGUCAGCAGCAAAGAAGUGGUGGAUCACACAGGGUCGCCGCGGCAACACGUCCUGCUAGGGAGGACAGAGAGGGACAUGGGGGCAGACAGAACUGGGUCAACAGCACAGAGUAAACUGUACCUGCUCUGGUGUAGGAUGCUGAGCUCAGAGAGACAGUAUGUAGCUGUCCUGAAAGGAGUUGAAGAAACAUACCUCCCACUACUGGAGCUCUCUGACACCCAAGCAUCCAUCAGGGGGAAGGGAGAGUUGCUCUUCCCUAACUGGGGCAGCCUCAGUGCCUUUCACUCGCAGAAUCUGCUCCCUGCCAUGGAGGGAGCUCUUGUGCAGAGUUUGUUGCAGCAGGACUGCUUCAGCAAAUAUCGGGAGGAAUUUAUCCAGUAUUCCCACUACAUCCGCUCUAAACCAGACAUGGAUUCAAUGCUGGUCACACAGGCUGCUGAGUUUUUUAAGUCCAAACUCCCCCAGGCCUCCCCCCUCUCCCCCCUGUCUUUCCCUUACUGCCUGCAGGCUCCCAUUCAAAGGCUGGAGCAGUACUGCGAGGCCCUGGAGGAGUUGGGGGGGUUAAAUCUGGCCUCAGACUCCGCCCUCUCCGUUCUGAGACACGCCCAGAGGCACGGCGAGGACCUCAGGGCCAGUGACCUCAUCGUCGGUUGUCCGAUCUCAGUAGCAGAACGCGGUGACCUGGUGAGGCAGGGUGAGCUCACCGUGUGCGGGGGACCUCGGAGGAAACGAGCAGGUGUCAGGAAUGUCUUCCUCUACCAGUACGUCAUCAUCUUCACCAAGCAGAAGAGUCCGAGUCCGGGACGCACCAUCUACAGUUACAAGCACAGCAUCAAGACAGGUGAAAUGGGUCUGACUCAGAGUGUCGGUGAUGAGGGAGUGAAGUUUGAAAUCUGGGUCAGACAGGCUCCCCGGACCAGAGACUGCAUCACCCUUCAGGCCCAGGACAGGGAAGGAAGGGAGUCCUGGGCUCAUGACAUAGCCCAUCUGCUGUGGACACACGCCAUAAACAAUACAGAGUUGUGUCUGAAGGAGUCACUGUGCAUGGGAGUUUCCAGUAAGCUUCUGCUGGAUGCUACAGGAACUCCAGGUUCAGAGCUGGACUCUAUCUGCAGUCUCAGCGACAGAGUCCACAGUAGCUGCUCAGACUCUUCCUCUGUCGGCAGUCAGAAGGAGGGGGGAUCCCCGGCAUCUGGGAGGGACCCCAGGUCAAGCUCCGGAUCAACAAGCUAUUCACAGAGUCAUUCUCCCUCUACAGCUGUGUGACUGUCAUCUCAACAAGAGUGAGUUUCAUUAAGCGGAAACUGCACUCAGGACUUUUUUAAGGCUUCCAUCAUCUCUAACCAAACUCAAACUGGACUUCACCGACUCCAUCCAAACUUCUGCAAUAAACCAGCGCCCUCUCUUGUGCCCUUCAACCAACCUCCUCCGAGAGUGCAAACAAUGCCAGGGGAUUAGGCGCAGCUGACACCCCUCCGCAUCCAAACGGGAUCAAAAAUUGCCCCCUGUUUAAACCAUGACAAGCACCAGUGGGGCUCUCUAGCACUCCGCCAUUUUGGGUCUGCCAGUCUCCGCUGCUGGCAGAGUCAUCGACACCAAGGCACUUCAGCUGCACAGUGCGGCCAUUGUCUGCUCCGCAACUCCCCACUAGGCCAAACCACUUGGUCUGAACCACUGACUGGCUGACUGUACACAUCACAUGCUCUGGCAACGGAUAAUAAACAGGAAGUAAUAUGCAGGGUGUAAAUGUGGUGUGGGAUUGCAGAAUUUAGGAUGUAUUAUGUACUUUAUCACCCUCAUAAUACUGAAUGGAAGACUGUAUACUUUUUAUCUGGCCGGUGUUUUAUUUGUGUGUGUGGCUUGGGUUAGGUGGGAUUGGAUCUAUGUAAAUUAGGUAACAAGCACACUCACACAAAUACACACAAUGUCCCUCGACACAUGCAGUCACUCUUAUUGUUAUCAGACAGUGGAGCACUGUUCACAUUCACAUGUUCUCUCCCUCUCACACACACACACACACACACACACACACACACACACACACACACACACACACACAAACACACACAAACAAACAUUGCCCAGCUUAGAGCCUGGUACAGUGGCUAAAUGAGGCGAGCCUAUAUCUGAACACGUACAGAUGAUGAAGAAAAGUGGUUAGCAGAUUCAUAACUGUUGGAGUGUAUAAGCAAAUUAUAUUGCUUUUUAUGAACAGUAGUAAGAAUUUAAAGCAAUAAUUAUAUUUAGUCAUCUUUUAAGUGUGAUUAACAGUGCUGUGAAAUUUCUUUUUUUACCCCCAUUCAAAUUUCUUUUUUGUCACACUUAAUAUCAAAUGAAGUCUAAGAUCAGAUAAAUAUAACCUGAAUCCAUAUCAUAUUUUUCAGAUGAUUAUAGUGUGUUGAAUCCUGCAUUAAAUGAAAUACUGAACUGGAACAGAACCUGCUUGACAGCAUGAAGUAGGGGAUCCUAAAAGCCAAGAUGUCAUGUCAAGAACAAAAGGGAAAAAAGUUAUUGACAGCGAUCAGUCUGAAAUGGGUUACUAAGAUGUUUCUAAGACAUCGGGACUCCAAUGAACCAAAGAGAGAGCCAUUAUCCACAAAUGGAGAAAACAUGGAACAGUGAUGAGUGUUUCUAGGUUGGCCAGCCUGAGGAUCAAGGACUUCUCUAGGAGGACACAAAGCAAUACAGGAAAAUCAAAGGGACCGGAGGCCUCCCUUGUCAUUAAAGGGCAGUGUUCAUUUUUCAACAUAGAGAAAGUGACUGGAACUCACACAUGGAUGCCAUUGUUGCACAACACGUAAAGCCACAGGUGGAUACAAGGGAUCCAACAUUUGUACUGAAGCUAAAAGCUGACCUUUUGGGGGGGCUGUGUUCUUUUACGUUUGGGGUAAAAUUAGUACAACAUUUCAGAAAAAGAAGCUAAUACCUUGAGUUAUUGGUGAUGGUGGUGUGACUGCUGCUUCUUGACCUGGUUGAGUUGCUGUAACUGAAGGAAAAAUAUCUGUUCUCAAGCAGAAAAUCCUAAUGGAGAAUCCGGCCAUCAGUUUCUGACCAUAGGCUCAAGGAUAUGCAGCUGAACAGUGUAGCAUACCAGCAAGUCCAUGGCAGAAAAAAGAAAGUGGCCUAAUCAAAGCCCGGACUUAAAAACAAUUGUUUAGCUGUGACUUGAUCUAAACCAGGUAGCUCAUGCUGGAAAUAUGGUCCAAUUUGACAGCAUAAAAACUAUUUUGCAGAUUAGAGUGGGCCAAAAUACUUUAUAAGACUUCCUGCCAGCAAGGGUGGCACAGCCAGUUAUUAGCUUUUCACAUAGACCAGGCUUACUUUGAUAGAUGUUUUUUCCUUAAUAAAUGAAAUAAAUUGAAAACAAUUUUGUAAUUAAUUUGGUUUAUCUUUAUUCAGACUUGUCUGAUGAUCUGAAACAUUCAAGUGAGUCAAAAAUACGCUAAAACACAUCUGUAAGGGGGCAAAUACUUUUUCACAGCACUGUAUAUUAACAUCUUGGUGCCUUAAGAAUCUCCUUUAGUGUACUGAUAAGUAGUGAAACAGAAUUUUAAUGCUAUACCUUGUAUUGUAAGAUGCCAUAUUCUAUAUUCCAAAGGUAUAAAUGGGUGUCAGUGCAAUGUUUAUUUCUGUUUUAAACAAUAUCGACUAGUUUUGUUUUUCACAAAUUGUCUGCACUCUCCAUAAAAUGGAGGAAAGUGGAUGAUUACAUUUGCUUUAUUCUCUCUUUACAAGUUUUAUUCUUUCAGUUAGCAGACUUGAACAACAUCUGAACCUUUUUAAAGAGCAAUAUAACAAAUACGACUAAUGGCAGAUUUAUGUUUGAAGAAGGAAGUUUUUGCAGAGUGUACAAUUUCAGCUUUGUGGAUGAAUUUUGGGUUUUAUCCAAUGGCUUUCUAGAAGUUACAUAUGAAAGUAAUUAUGUCCAUACAGCAGAUUUGGAGGUUGAAGGAAGUAUUUAGCUUAUCUUUGCAUUGAAGCAGGAAAGCGUGAUGGCUAAGAUAACCACAUUUCAGCACAGCUAAACAUCUCUACAUACUGGGGAUAAAAAAAUACAGUGCAUGGUACAAAAAUUCAAAAUAGAAUAGCUUUUUACUGCUUUUUUAAAAAGCCACCCAUUUGUACAGUUCCUUGCAAAAGUAUUUCAACUCUUUCUAAAUUUGUCAGCUUCAGUGUAUUUUGGUUUAAUUUUAUGUGAUAAAGCAGCAUAAAGCAGUGCAUAAUGGAGAAGUAGUGGAGAAGAAAAAAGAAACAAGGUUUUUGAAUUUUUCAAAUAAAAAUCUGCAAAGUGUGGAGUGUCUUUGUAGUUGGCCUCCCUGAAACUUGAGACUGAAAUCUUUGUUCAUUCUUCUUUGCAUACACGCUCAUGCUCAGUCAGAUUCCCAAUUUGAUUUAGAGUCUGUACUUUGAUCGGUACGAUUCCAUUGUAGCUCAGAGUGAAUGUUUAAAGUUAUUGUCUGGCUGGAAGGUGAAUCUUUGUCCUACUCUUGGAUCUGUUGCAGCCUCGCUUAGGUCUUUAUCCAUGAUAAACAUGUAUUUAUUUAGCUUCCAAUCAGCUCUGACCCAUUUCCUGAUCUCUGCUGAAUAAAAACGUCCCCACAGCAUGAUUCCAACAACACCAUGUUUCACUGUGAGGAUGGUAUGUUGGGUUUCUGUAACAAAGCAUUUUACAUAUAGGCCAAGAAGUUCCAUUUUGGUCUAAUCAGACCAGAUGUUUGCAUUGUCCCCUACUAUAUUGUUCCCAACUUAUGGUGGAGGAACAUGCCUAUUUAAGUCUCGAUUUAAAGCUGUGACAUGCAGAUGCACACACGAGUGGCAAGGGGGAGGCAAUAUCAAAGAAACGUCAAAUAGAUUUUUUUUCUAAAUAACCGCGGAGAAGAAAAGAGAAAUCAACCUUGGUGGUUUAUGCCCUUGUACAGAUGCUCGUAUGGACCAAAACUAUAAUUUACCUGGCGUUUUAUGCCAGGUCAAUGGUGUCCAUUUCAAAUACAGCAUGUUCGUAGUCCUCCCCCUCCCCCAUUUACAAAUGAUGGAUUGGACAGACGUCCAUAAGAUGAUAAAAGCUUGGGAUAAGUAAACUUAGAGUUCAACCUCUUCACAAUAUUAUCCCUCACAUUUCAAGUGUCUCCUUGGUCUUUAUGACGCUGAAGUAUCAGAAUAAAGGGGGCUGAAUACAAAUUUAUGUCACACUUUUAAAGAUAUAUUGAUAAAAAAAUUUUUUGAAGUUUCCUCAAUUGCUUAAAUAUUCACUGCUCUGUGUUGGUAUGUCACAUUAUAUCCCAAUAAAGUACACUGAAGUUCGUGGUGUAAGGUGACAAAAUGUGGACAACUUAAAGGAUAUAUAAACAUUUGGAAGAGACUUGAGUUAAAGCUAACAACAGAUGCAAGGAAGUUGGAGAAUAAAGCUUAAGAUUUCAAUACUGCACACCUUGAUUUUUUAAUCAAGGUGACAUCAUUCAAGGCCUGAUCUGGCAGAAAUACAUGAAAUGACCAUGACCUCUAGGUGACCACCUAGUAAAGUGGAAGGACUUAUUGUGCUAAAAAUCUCUAAUGGUGCGUUAUAUAGCAACAAGGUUGUCCUUGGUUGACUGAAACAUGUAAAAAAUUCAUAGUCCCGUCAUAUCUUUCCAUCAGAGCAGCCUCUCAGAGAAGGAUGAAAAAAUUUUAAUUACUCAAUUAAUUCAGCCUUGCAUUGAUUCCACACCACUUUUACCUCCUCUUUCUUUGAAACUCGUAUUUUUUUUGCUCUAUUAAUUUCUGGAAUUGCUCAGUGGAAUUUCUUUAUGAAGCACAAAUGGAAAUAUGUGUUUAUCGUAGUCACUUGUUGGUAGUCAAGAAUAUUCCGACAGUGACCUUGAAGUGCUCCGGUUGAUACAGAUCUGAGACAUGUAGAGUGAGUUAUGGUUCUCCAACAACACCUACCAUAAAGCGAUCCUUAAGCUAAUCUAGAAAUCAUCCUUGAACUAAAUCAAAAUUGUACAAAGCAUUUGUGCUCAUUUUACUAAUCCCAUUUUACAAAUAAGGUCAGUUUGUUUAAACUAAUUGCUAAUCAAAGAGCAUUCAGAGGUGUAUUUUGAGGCCACAUGAGGCAUUUAUUCACUUAUUUGUUACCCUUGUCUAGAAUAUGGUUUGGAUCAGACGGUUAGAAAUGAAUCCUGCUCUCUCUGUGGUUUUAAUGCUAAAUUUAAGGCUAAUCUGUUAACGAGGUAGGGGUAAAACUUGUUAUGCAUUUUGAAAUUUUCACACUAUACAAAACUGUAGUUUGCGACUUAAAAAAAACAUUUUUUUUAAUAUAUAUAUUAUUCUAAUGAACAGAGAAGCUUCUUGCAUUAAUGCCACCAUGGACGAACCCCUCUUCUGCUGCCAUAAGCUAGUCUCCCCAUUCUUUACAGGCAGCAGGGGACACCAAGUCAACACACAGGAACACCAACUCACCAUUGACUGCAUUUGUAUAAAAGAAAUAGACAACUUUUUCAGAGCACAACUCCCACCCACUUUUUAAUGCCUCCCCGGACAACUGCCCAUAUCAAAAAAAUGGCUUUGCUUAUAACUGAGCGUCAAAUAUCUUGCAUCCAAACUGUUCAAAUCGACAGUGACACUAGCUCCAACUCUUUCUCAGUCUCAGAUCCAGGUAGAUUUUUACAGGCUUGUUUAGGUUGCUGUAUAUGUAGGACAUAUUCCAGGUAGUUGACAUCUAUGGACAUUAUGUGGUUAUAUAAAGUUGUUCAGCCCUUGCAUUUAUUUGGCCCAGAAAAAUACAGUGAAGGUGUGAAUUCUUUAGCCCAUAAAUGUAGUUUUAUUAGAAUUUUUAUAGAUAUUGAAUUUAUAACACCGAAUUUGUACCCUGUGCAAUUAUGUAUGUGAUUUUUUUAUUUUUUUACUUUAAAUUCGCCAGCAAAAAUCUCGCCUGCAAAAAUUUGCCUGCAAAUGUGUUGACCUACUGGUGAGCCAAGCAAUCAGCACUAAAAUGAGUUGAGCUAAAAAGUCCUGUCCAAAUUUUGCCUAAACAAACAUGCUAAAAGACAGGCUUGGUUAGUUCAUUUUACCAACCAUAACCACAUUUUAAUUACAUUUCAAAAUCAAAAUAUGUUUUGUUUUUUUAUAGACAUCUUUUCAAAUUUAACUACUCAAACACAUUUUUAUGUUCCUUAGACUGACGUCAUUGGUGUCUUUCUAUGUUCCACAACAUUUUGCUCAGGGCCUUUUCUUGGGCUAAUGGCUCAGGGUCAUUUAACUUCAAGUCACACUCAGAUAUUACCAUUUUACCUCAAGAUACUUACUAUUAUGUUUCUCUAUGCCACACCAUUCCCCUUAGAUGUGAAGUGUUUUUGAUUAAUUCUGGAGAUUAAUCUUAUAGAAAUAAAUCAAAUUAGAGUAAAAAUGUAUUUCAUUUAUCUGAAGAUUCCAAAGACCCGAAGCACACAUUAUUUUUUUGUUUGUUCGCUUUUUUUUACCAGAAACUUCCUGGGAAAAAAGACUAAAAAGUACAAAAGCUGUAAAUGGGUGAAACAAGGAGCAGCUGGAAUAACAUUACUUCAGUUAGCUUAUGUUAGCCAAAUGUGCUUCCAUACAUCACUUUAUAUGUACCACAUCUAAAAGCACAUAUUUUGAGCUUUUUAGAGUCCCAGGAAUACUUUUUUCAACCUACGUUGUGAUGUAGCUCUUUCUUUAAUAGGUACAUUUUUGAGCCAUUGCAAAACAAUUUCUCAGUUCCUCUUGUUAACACACUGCAACUUUGAAAAAUCUUAAAAUAUUCAUCAUCUUUGUGAAGCAAUUAUAACAAAAACAAUUAUGUUUUUUUUAUUUCAUAGUUCGCUAUUUUCAUAAACAACGUUACUUGCCGUCUUGUUCAGAGUUGCCUACAUGGAAAAACCACACCGAGUUAGCUAAUGCAGAUUUGAUGCUAACGUUUUGAAACAAAGGGAACUAACUAGCUAAGCAGCUACAGUGGGCAGUUUUUGUCCACUCAUAUUUGAAUGGACUAGAUGCUGAGCUAAUACUGCUCCUGGUUAUUGUGGUCAUAUGGUUUUCAACAGUAAAAAUAUGCAACUGAUAUUUUCAUAGCACAAAAACCCAUAUCACUACAAUGUCAAAAACUUUCCUUUAAGAGACCUCAAAACUACCGUAAGAAGGGAUAAAAAUAACUAUCACUUCCUUCUCUACUGUGCUUCAGUUCCUGUAGACCUAUUAAUAGCUGUUUGUUACACUGUGGAGUGCUUUUUACAUACUUGGAUAUGGAAAUUACAGGAAUAGACGGAUGCAUAGAAUUUACAAAAUGUAGCUAAUAUUUUAAACAGAUCCAAUGUAAUUAAAAAAGAUGCAUUGUUAAAAAAAUGUCAUGUUUUAGGUACAGUGGUACAGUUACAGGAUGCAGGGGAGUUUGUGGCUGGUAUGACGUUUCAUAUAUGCAUCCGAAUUCAAAAGUUGCAAAUGGCUAUUGAGCCGUUUCUGAAUCAAUAUGUAAUUUCUUGCCUUGAAGAAGUCGGCACACUUCGCAGCCUUUAGCUCUUUGGUACAUUGCAAUAUAUUGGAAGCGAUGCAAUAAACACCAUCAUUCAUUUAUACUGGGGCAUACAUUGUCUUUUGCAGAAACCUCUCACUUUUGUGAACAGUAUUAUUGCAAUGACACUUUUUUUCUCGCUUUUGUUGGAUGACAAACUCUGCCAGAUGUUUACAUGUUUUUAUAAGCAAAGUGGAAUGUUGGAAAUGCAUGUUUCGUUUACUUUAUGGUCGUCCUUUUGUACUUUUCUGUGACGAAUAAAAAGUGGGCUCUGAAUUUAAAGCGCA
Molecule: messenger RNA, 12955 nt
Organism: Girardinichthys multiradiatus
Lineage: Eukaryota; Metazoa; Chordata; Actinopteri; Cyprinodontiformes; Goodeidae
Gene: arhgef40
Product: Rho guanine nucleotide exchange factor (GEF) 40
Exons: 27
Coding region: 215-5434 (1739 amino acids)
Molecular function (GO): guanyl-nucleotide exchange factor activity
Source: RefSeq, a predicted model, not a curated record